This is a messenger RNA of Cyprinus carpio (common carp), 2564 nucleotides long. Its product is annotated as neutral cholesterol ester hydrolase 1-like. Gene Ontology annotation, molecular function: carboxylic ester hydrolase activity. Gene Ontology annotation, cellular component: membrane. NCBI's taxonomy places the organism in Eukaryota, Metazoa, Chordata, Actinopteri, Cypriniformes, Cyprinidae. The record is from RefSeq and is a predicted model, not a curated record.
AAUUUCUACUAUGUGAAAUGAAAUCAGGUGAAGUGUCAUACAUGCAGUCACUUUAUGAAAACUGACGUUUGUGCUACGGUUCAUUUUAGCAUAAUUAAUAAUGCGGCCCAUUUUGAUCGGGACUGUUUUACUGUCAGUAGCAGCUGCUUAUUAUAUUUAUCUGCCUCUGCCCAGCACUAUAUCAGAGCCAUGGAAACUCAUGUUUUCGGACGGAUUGAUACGUGGCAUGAUGAAGUUGAGUUUUUUAGCUCAUGAUCUUGGACUGACAUCACCAUUUGGGUUGGCAAAAUACUAUUCGGCUUGGGCGGAUGCAAAAAGUAUCGAGUCCAGCCCAAGCGUCCGAGUCACAGAAGCGUCUUUUGGAGGAGUGGGAGCGCUAGUGUUUGAGUCAACUGUUGCAGGGCAGGAGCAGAUCUUUACAAGGGGCGUGGUCUAUUUCCAUGGAGGAGGAUGGACACUCGGCAGUACAAAGAUGGAACCAUAUUUCCUUCAGUGCAUGACUAUGGCUGAGGAGCUGAAAGCAGUCGUAAUAUCUGUUGAGUACAGGCUGGCACCGGAUGCACGUUUUCCAGAUCAGUAUAAUGAUGUUUUUCAGGCCUCAAAACACAUCCUGACAGCCGAGGUGUUGGGUCGGUACUCUAUAGACCCGAAGAGAGUGGCUGUGUCAGGGGACAGCGCAGGAGGAAACCUGGCCGCCGCUGUGGCACAACAGGUGGCUUUAGACAGUAGCAUUCCUAUUAAAUUUAAAGUUCAGGCCCUGGUCUACCCCGUGCUUCAGGCCCUGGACUUUAACACCCCCUCGUACCAGCAGAACACCAACAUGCCCAUCCUAGACAGACCAAUGGUGCUCCGCUUUUGGCUGGAAUACCUCAACGGCGAGCAGAAACUUGUUCCUGCUUUGCUGGCAAACAACCACACGGCUCUGGAUCAGGGUCAGGAGAUAGCAGCGGCCAAAGCCAAGACCGACUGGACCAAGCUUCUUCCGGUGGCCUUCCAGAAGAGCUAUAAACCUGUGUUUCCACUUCAAGGUGACCCAAAGCUGCUGGAGAAGCUGCCAGGUCUGCUGGAUGUGAGAGCGGCACCUCUACUAGCUGAAACAAAAGUGCUGAAGGCCGUGCCGCCCGCUUACAUCAUGACCUGUGAGCAUGACGUGCUGAGAGACGACGGACUCAUGUACGCCACACGACUGGAGGAGGCCGGAGUGGACGUCACUGUUGAUCACUUUGAAGAUGGUUUCCAUGGAUGCCUCAGUUUCGCUUUUGGACCCUUUGCGUUUUCUGUUGGAAGACGAAGUCUUGGGAACUACAUCCACUGGCUGAAGGAGAACCUCUAAAGACUCAUAUAUAUAUAUAUACUCUAUGUUAAAUAUGUUUUAAUUUUAAAUUAGAUUAUUAAAUUUAACAUGCAGUCCAAUAUGAAAAUGCUUCAAAGUUAUUGCUACAAAAUCUGAACAAGCAUGCUGUUUUAAUACAGGGAAUUUAUUAUAAAUUUGUAUUUAAUGUCAAAUGAUUUAUGCAGUGCAAUUGGAAUUUAUUAACAGAUAUAAAAUGAACUCUAAAGUUCAUGUGCAUAAAAACUUUAAAUGCACAAGAUAUUAUAUAAAUGUUUGGUUUGUUAGCUUUCUUAAGUUUACACACUUUCUUCAAUUAAACACUGAAAUUAGUUGAUCUGCAUAUAAACAUACUUAAAUUACAUUUUUGGGUUAUAAUAUACAAAAACAGUCACCAAAAAGAAAGAAAAAUGAAUAAUAGUAAUUAAUCAAAAAAAUUAUAGGAUGGAUGGGGAAAUUAGUAAUAUAUAUUAUUUUUGGCAUGACGGAGCUUUUAGGGACAGAUAUCAUUUAAGAUGGAUAGCAAAGUUCAUAAAAAUAUGUUUAUGCCAUAAAAUCUUUUCUCAAAGCGUAUCAUUAUGUUUACAUAUAACUUACGUCUGUUAAAAUACAACACUGCUGGGAAAAAGUUCAAACUUUUGUCUGGGAAUUGCAACUUCUUUGGCAGUUUCUUUGCUGCUGGCAGUCAGCAGUUUUAACAAAAGGGAAUUUCCUAAAAACCUAGCGGAGUGGUGGUUUAAUGAAACACGAGCUGGAAGGGAGUAUUUAAGGGAAGCUAUCUGUCACUGUUAGUGCAUGGGAAACGCCGGGGGAGCAGAUAAGUGCGGUGGAAUGCGCCUCUUGCUGUUUUUCUCACCUGUGAGACACUCGCUAUUAUUGCAUCUUUGCUUUUUAUUUUCUAAUUGGGAGUGUAGGGACAAUAAUACAUUUCUCUUGUUUUACAGACACUACUCUAAAUUCUCAGGGAAAAGCAUAAAAACAGGAUCUGAUUUUUAAAGGGAUCUAUGUAACACACCCACAUUUAUGUCCUCUUUUCUAGCUCUUAUUGUUUUGUAACCACUCUGCAUGCCAGUUUCCAAAAUGAUACUACUAUCUUCUUUCAGGUAUGAUGAGUAUGCGAGGCAGUGAAGGCUGUAAUCAUGUUUCUUUUGAUGCUGUGUUAAAAUAUUGCAAUUGUUUGGGAACCGUCUUAAUUAUGUGAUUUCUUGGCUACAAAAUAAACCACUGACAAUGA